AUGGACCGCCAGGACCUGGAGGAACCCUCUAAAGUGGACGAGAUGCAGGAGCCUCUUCUUGAAGCUCUGAAGAUCUACGUGAGGAAGAGGAGGCCGAGCAAACCUCACAUGUUCCCCAAAACCCUGAUGAAGAUCACCGACCUGCGGAGCAUCAGCGCUAAAGGCGCCGAGCGGGUCAUCUCUCUGAAGAUGGAGAUUCCCGGUUCGAUGCCGCCGCUCAUCCAGGAGAUGUUGGAGAACUCGGAGGGUCAGGACGGCUCGAGCGGCGGGGAGAAGAGCUCCGGGGGCGGGAAGAAAGGAGGGAAGAAGGGAAAGAAAAACAGCGGGAAGAGCAGCAGCAAGGGCAGCAAGAAGAAGAGCGAAACCCCGGCUAAAGAGGAAGAAGAGGAGGAGGAAGAAACCCCUCGGAGAAACGAAACUCCCAACGAAAAAACCGCUGAAUCGCCGGAGUUUCCGGACACCGAAGAGGCUUUUCCGCCCGGAGACAAGUCCUAAAAAAAGUCUCUUUCUGACUUUCCUUUGCCCAGAAAGGAGCAUCCUAGCAAGGCUUCCUCCUUGCUAGGCUUCCCUCCUUGCUAGGUAUCUUUACUUCUAUUCCCCUUAAAAAGAAGACAUGGGAGGCCUCGUGUGAAUCAUUUGGACUCGGUGUUUUGGACGAAGAAGUAAGAGGAGAUUCCCCUCAGGUCUCCUUUGUAAACCCUAAUGCAUGAUGGGAGAUUGAUGAGUGAAUUUAACCCUGUAUUGUCGGCACACACGUUGUAAAUACCAUCGGACGGAGUCUCUGUUUCUAUGAUGGAUUUUGUGGUGCUUUUUAAUCAUUGUCUUAAAUAUUAUCUCUGAGGCGAGCGGGACUGACACUGGUCCUUUCCGGAGAAGUUAUCUAGAAUGUUAUUGCUUAUAGACAUUGCGGAAUAUUUUAUAUUUGUCUUGCUAUAUUUAAAAAACUGUUUUUCGUCUUUUCUAACCCGUCAUGAAUCCGCCAGAAUGCAAAGCUCCUCUCGAGCUCAAAAACAGCCUUCGAUACGCACUCAUCAGAGUCCAGAGGAAUGAACGGCUGUGACCUUUGUUAACCUUUAACCUUUAACCUUUAACCCCGACCAUGAUCCAACUCUAACUGUGUCGCACUUUAUUAUCACCGUCUGGUCGGUUAGGAGGUUAAAGAAACCGAUGCUACGCUAACUCAUCCGGUUAACUCGUCUGAAGGGUCUGCGUUAGUCCUGAUCUGGUUCACAGCAUGAUGAGUUGUUCUGUGGAAAGAGGAGCGUUACCAGGGAAACUAAUCAAUUAGAGAUUCUGAGGAAUGCAGUUCAAACGGACGUCAUGCACUUACGCCAUUGAGCUGAAUAAAUCACGACCAAAACCUUCAAAAAAAGCCCUAAACUGUAGUUUUUUGCAUCAGAGUUGAGGCUUUUAUGUCAAACAAUAAUAUCCUAUAUUACUAGAAAUGCUAUGUUUUGAUUUUGAGAUCUCAGAAAUUAUUUUGAUGAGUGUAUA
Notothenia coriiceps (black rockcod) is the source of this 1494-nucleotide messenger RNA. RefSeq names its product retinoic acid receptor alpha-B-like. Gene Ontology annotation, cellular component: nucleus; transcription regulator complex. Gene Ontology annotation, molecular function: nuclear glucocorticoid receptor binding; nuclear receptor activity; RNA polymerase II cis-regulatory region sequence-specific DNA binding. NCBI's taxonomy places the organism in Eukaryota, Metazoa, Chordata, Actinopteri, Perciformes, Nototheniidae. Bases 1 to 495 code for a protein of 164 amino acids. The record is from RefSeq and is a predicted model, not a curated record. Gene Ontology annotation, biological process: retinoic acid receptor signaling pathway; cellular response to corticotropin-releasing hormone stimulus; regulation of transcription by RNA polymerase II. The transcript is spliced from 3 exons.